AUGUCUGGCGGUGACGAGCAGGGUUUUGAUGUCCGGUAUCGCGACCCUCCGUUUGGGCGACAAUCGUCGGCCCCGGCAUUUGGCCAAUCUGCCAAUGGUCACACUACCACUUCUUUAGAUGACUCGCCGACCGUCUCUUUCUCCCCCUCAGGCACAAUCAUCGACCACGUAUUCUCCGCUACCGUCGGGCUUCAUUCGACCCCAUAA
Molecule: messenger RNA, 207 nt
Organism: Penicillium mononematosum
Lineage: Eukaryota; Fungi; Ascomycota; Eurotiomycetes; Eurotiales; Aspergillaceae
Exons: 1
Coding region: 1-207 (68 amino acids)
Source: RefSeq, a predicted model, not a curated record